AUGGUCAACCACGGCGCGUCUCGCGCAUGCGCCGAGUGCAAAGCAAGACACAAGCGAGCUUGUAGGCGAUGCACUGAGGCAAGCCGACCCUGUCCUGGAUACAUCGACGACUUUACGCUCUUCUUGCGCCCCUAUCAGGCUCCAUCAGAACAGAAACCAGCUCUAACCACACCUUCGUGGUCUUCACGACAGGACUUCGAGGUGCCUGAUGCACGCCGAAGUGAAGCACAGUCCGAUGGCCCACUUGAGCCUUUUUUCAAUGAUUUCUGCCUUGCGUCAGUAGAUCGAAAGGUCUCCCGCGGUUUCUUUGACGGCCUGAGAGAUAUUGUGAUAUCUGCCGGGCAACAGUCAGAUCUCGCACAGGCCGCCGUCAUUGUAGGCAGCGCAGCUGUCUCGAACAGAUCCCGCAAUGCUCUGCUAGCUGAAAGUGCUCAAGAUCGCUAUGUCACACUACUGGAAUCCUUUGGUCGCACUGUCGCUUGCCAAUCUUCUGUCAACACAGUGGAAACAUUGAUGACAUGUGUUCUUCUCGGCAUCUACGAAGUAUUGUCUCUCAAUCUCUGUGUGAUGAAAGAGCCGGCGCUGACAAGACUCCAGAUAGUCAGAGAUGAUGGCCAGUCUCCGACUGCGUCAACUGCCCACGUCAAAGGCGUGUGCUCGAUCCUUUCUCAGGAAAACGCACCUUUCAAUCUUGAAGCUGGAACAAGACUGUUCCAGCUGGCGAAUCCUAUCUUGAUGCCUGAGGGUCGAAGUGUGAGAUUGAACAUGUCCUUAUCCACUGAUAUCAUUACUGAUGAAGGGUAA
Molecule: messenger RNA, 804 nt
Organism: Zasmidium cellare ATCC 36951
Lineage: Eukaryota; Fungi; Ascomycota; Dothideomycetes; Mycosphaerellales; Mycosphaerellaceae
Exons: 2
Coding region: 1-804 (267 amino acids)
Source: RefSeq, a predicted model, not a curated record